ACACUUUCACAACUUCUCUCCUCUAUUUAUACACACAGCCAACCAACCACUCAAACCCAAUUCUGUAGCUCACACAGAUACUUCUAAGACUUUCUAAGCUCUCUGCCACAAAAUAUUCUCGUAGUAUAAUUAUCAACCACACUCAAAAACCAAUUUAAAAUUUGCAAAAACCCCCAUUAAAGAUUCUUUUUGCUGCUUUUGCAAAGAUUUCCACUUUCACAAAAAUGGGUCGAUUCAGAUUUUUCUUCUCUUACUUUUUGCUACUAGGGGUCUUGUAUUUUCAAGAAGUGGCAGAGGGAUCUACAACAAGAAGUAUUGCACUAGCAUAUCCAAGAAAACUGAUGGUCCAUAGAGCUUUGUUGUCAACAACAAGUACUGAGAGUAACAUAGCAGAUGCACCUGGUGAAAAUGAAGUUGAAAAAGGACCUUCCAUUGGAGAAUUAGCACCAGAGAGUAUUGAAAGAGAGCAUCAUCAUUCAGAUAAGUCAGUUGCUGGUGGAGGGGUUAUUAUUGGUGGUCUUGUUACUGCCAUUUUUGCUGCUGUUUAUUGCUACAUUCGUGUAACUAGAAAGAGAGAUGGAGAAUAUUAAAGCACCGGUAAAAUUAAAUUAUAGAAUAGGAGUAUUAUUUUAGUCAGACAAAAUUUGUGAAUAGUUUAGCUUAGGGGUUGCUUAUAAGUAUCAUAUUAAUUUGUUGGUUCUUGAUAUAGGAAAUAGAUAGGAAAUUUUUGUGUGAGAAACUUCGGAUGCUGAACAUGGGAAAUUAAUUACAUACAAUUUAAGGAUGUUUGGAGCUAAAUUUGUCCCUCUGUGUAUGAAGUAGAGCUGAAUAGUUGAAUAUAACUACUAUACUUGACUGAAUAUAAUGUAUUCCCGUGGAAUGCGCCUUAAUUCAAGAGAAGUUGUUAAUGGACUGUCCAAUGUUAUUUUGAAGGAACAUUCUUCUCCUUUUAUUUUCUCGUUAAA
Molecule: messenger RNA, 965 nt
Organism: Lycium barbarum (goji berry)
Lineage: Eukaryota; Viridiplantae; Streptophyta; Magnoliopsida; Solanales; Solanaceae
Exons: 1
Coding region: 225-590 (121 amino acids)
Source: RefSeq, a predicted model, not a curated record